AUGACGAUUAAUCAAGGAGCUACCAAUCUACGACGGGUCCUCGCGGAUCCCAAUGGCUUCGUUGUGGCUCCAGGUGUGUAUGAUGGCAUGUCAGCACGCAUGGCACUCGCAGCCGGAUUUGAUGCGCUGUACAUGACCGGAGCAGGAACCGCAGCUUCCGUCCACGGACAAGCAGACCUGGGCAUUUGCACCCUCAACGACAUGCGAAACAACGCCGAAAUGCUAGCAAACCUCUCCCCCUCCACACCCUUAAUCGCCGACGCCGACACAGGCUACGGCGGCCCAAUCAUGGUAUCACGCACAACAGAGCAAUACGCCCGAUCUGGCGUCGCAGCCUUCCAUAUCGAAGACCAAGUCCAAACAAAGCGUUGUGGCCACCUCUCCGGAAAACUGCUAGUCGACACAGCGACCUACGCAACCCGGAUUCGGGCUGCUGUGCAAGCACGCCAGCGAAUCGGGAGUGAUAUCGUGGUCAUUGCGCGCACUGACGCGUUGCAGGGACAUGGAUACGAGGAGAGUCUGGCAAGACUCCGAGCCGCGCGCGAUGCUGGUGCGGACGUGGGAUUCCUUGAGGGGGUUUCAUCUCGGGAGAUGGCUGCGCAGGCGGUAAAAGAUCUUGCGCCUUGGCCUUUGGUGCUUAAUAUGGUUGAGCAUGGCUCCACGCCUUCGAUCUCGGCAUCUGAGGCGAAGGAGCUUGGAUUUAAGAUUAUCAUCUUUCCUUUUGCGACUAUUGGGCCUGCGCUCAUGGCUAUGCGGGAGGGAUUGGAGAAGUUGAAGAGGGAUGGGUUGCCUGGUUUGGAUAAGGAGUUGACGCCUCAGAUGCUCUUUAGAGUGUGUGGCCUUGAUGAGAGUGUGAAGUUGGAUGCGGAGGCGGGCGGAGCUGCGUUUGACGGCGGUGUAGACUUGCCGUGA
Molecule: messenger RNA, 912 nt
Organism: Penicillium longicatenatum
Lineage: Eukaryota; Fungi; Ascomycota; Eurotiomycetes; Eurotiales; Aspergillaceae
Product: isocitrate lyase/PEP mutase family protein
Exons: 2
Coding region: 1-912 (303 amino acids)
Molecular function (GO): catalytic activity
Source: RefSeq, a predicted model, not a curated record